Molecule: messenger RNA, 2539 nt
Organism: Galleria mellonella (greater wax moth)
Lineage: Eukaryota; Metazoa; Arthropoda; Insecta; Lepidoptera; Pyralidae
Product: vanin-like protein 1
Exons: 9
Coding region: 119-1522 (467 amino acids)
Source: RefSeq, a predicted model, not a curated record
CACACUAUAGAGAAGUUUGUUAAAUUGUUAUGGAGCGCACACAAUAGCGCCGUCCGGCUUGGAAGGAAGUCGCCUGUUAAUCUUUUUUAAUUUUUAUUUUGUGAAAGUGUUUUUAAAAAUGAGGCUGUUAAUAAAUGUGGUGAUUUGUUUUCUGUGCUGCAAUUUGUCACUGGCCAGUGACACGUACAGAGCUGGAGUCGUCAGUUCUAUCCGAUCCGAUCCAGGAAGAUAUGUGUCAUAUAUAAAACAAGCAGCUAAAUUGAAUGUGGACAUCCUAGUCUUCCCACCACCAGAUGAAUCAUCUUUUGAGACUAUGACUUCCGUGUCGGAUGAUUAUGAUGAAGUAGUGAAAACGUUGUCAGAAGCAACCAAACAAGCGAGACUAUAUGUGGUCGCACAUUUGUAUGAGACGGUUAGAUGUCAAAAUGUAAAUGUGACGAUCAGAAGCAACCUGGUCUUCGAUAGGGAGGGAUCUAUAAUCUCUGAAUAUAGAAAACCAGUGAACAAUAUUACCAACUGUACCUCGGUUGAGACGGAUUUCGGCGUUUUCAAAACGGAUUUUAAUGUUACUUUUGGAUUACUUAUGGAAGAGGAUCUUGUCCUUAGAAGUCCUGAGGCUUUUAAGGGCUUGAAGAACUUCGUGAUGACUGGAACUUGGACUACGGAGAUACCAUAUUUGAGCGCAAGCAAAUUCUCAUCGUCUUGGGCGUUCGUGAACAAGGCAAAUCUGGUAUCUCCUGAUGGUAUUUCUGACGACACUCAUAUGCUGAUGAGUGGUGGACUGAAGUUUACUGAUCUGUACAAACGUGUCGGCGAAGAUAUGGCAUUUAAAGUACCUGUAGUACAUUUGAGGAAGCAGAGGAUUUUCCUUGGAAAAGACUUACCUCAUUACGUCACUAAACCGAUGAAUUUGGAAGCCAGUAGGGAUGGCUACGAAGAAACGGUAUGCCACGACAGUUUCUGCUGUGAAUUUUAUAUCAAGACUAGAUUUGUGGGGUCCAAAUCUAUCGAUGCUGACUACGUGCUAGCUGCGUUUAGAGGGACUCGUUAUUUCGGCCAUGGACAACACAUCGGGAUUGAAAGCUGUGCAGUAUUUACCAAUUCAUCACAGAAAUGCUUUUGUUCUACCGAAAAUGAAAAUAACGCGAUCGGCCUGGCAUUUGAUAAGGUGACAGUUAUUGGGAAUUUUACUAAUGGUAAUUCUAACUAUCCUAUCGCCCUGUCUACAGGAGAACAGUUUGAAGCGAAGCAAUUCUCCUUUGUUAGUGAAUUUGCAGGGAACACUGAACAGGUCGUUGUCGAAUUAAAAUUUAUUGAAAGUCUAACAGGCUUCGGAAUUGUCAGCAGAGAUUUUUCCAAAGACUUCGUAAGCGUACGCGACAUGGAAAGCAGUUAUAAAAACAAUUUUGAUAUUUACGAUUACAUUUUCCAUGAAAAUGUACUAGAAUUCUUUGAUUAUGUUUGGAUUAGACUGAGGAUAUUAAUUUUCGUUGUAUCGAUUUAUAUAUUGGAAAUGAUCUAAAUAUUACGAAGCUUCAGUUCCUUAACUAGUCAGAAGCUUUUUAUUACGAUUAGGUAUAUCGUAAUUAUUUUUGUAAUUCCCAUUUUGAAUUAAUUGUAAAUUAAAGUAAUUAAAAUUAAAUUAUGAAGUUACACUUGUUUACAAUUUCCAAGUGUUUUUUUAAUUACUUUUUUUAUUACAAUUAUUUAAAUUUACUUGUUAAAGUAUUUUGAAAUUUCACAAGAAGGAAAUUAAUGUCUUAUUUAGUUAAGUUGUAAAAAUUCUUUUCCAUGUUAGCAAAUUGUUAACUUGCGAAAAGAAUUGGGAGAUUUGAUUUUUUAAGUCUUUUCUAAUUAACGUUAAGCACUUAUUUUUUAAUUUUGAGGUACCUAAGAAAAUUUCAAGAACUAUGAAUUUAAUUAAGUAAUACAAAUUUAAUUAAUAUUAAAUUGUAUACUUAAUGACAAAGUAUUAUUUACUAGAUUUGCCCCUUGUCUUUUUUGGAGGUAUUAUUUUUUUUUUGUAACUGAUUUUUACGUGUAUGCCGUACAAAAGUAUUGUUAAGUUUUUUUAGUCUCUUUUAAUAAUCACACUAAUAAUACAGUAAUAUUACUAUGUAAUCUCACAUAAAACAGUUAUUUAAUUAUUAUCACAAUAUGUUCAAUUUUCUGAGAAUUAAUUAACGUAUUACCACCGUACGUACGAUUGCCCGUCAAUUAAUUACUUUAUUACUACUAUAUGUAGAGUUGCCUAACAAUUAAUCAAUUUAUUACCAUCGUAUGUACAGUUGCCCGUUAAUUAAUUAUUACCACAUGUACAACUGUAUGUUAAUGGAUUGUUAUUGAAUAUAUUAAAUUGAUAUAAAUCGUAUUACUGUUAGCAUAAUUGUAAUGUUAUAUUUGGUUUAUACAUACUUGCUCAAUGUAUUAAUAUUUCAGUCAUUUAAUUACGUAUAUGUAUAAAGCCUCAAACGACUGAAUCCUGUGAUACUAGUAUUUUAAAUGAUGGUGAAUAGAAAAUAGACAUUUUUUUUUAUUA